AGGAAUUUCGUGCAAGGCAGGAUCGGUGAGCGCUGUAGUUACGCAACGUAUAGACAGAGAGAUGUUCAGAUAGAUAAUAAAAUUAACGAUCGAUCUUCGACAUUGUGCAAACAAACCGGAUCAUCUGUACACUCCCGUUUGGACUCUAGAGAUGCAUGCACAGAACGAUGUAUGCGGCAAUAGAGAAGAUGUCGGCGUCUCUCAUCCAAAUUGGCCUCACGCCAUUCAUAUCAGCUGGUUUGAUUGCAUUUUUGCUAUCAUUUAUUCUGGUUCGAUCGGGGAGGGGUAAGAAGUACAGGAAUCUACCACCCCGUGGCCCUCGUGAAUGGCCGGUUCUCGGGAGCCUACCAAGUCUGGCAGGCAAAGACAUGCCACAUGUUAUUAUCGCCAACAUGGCCAAGAAGUAUGGACCAAUCUUCAGUAUGCAGAUGGGGUCGUUCUAUGCGGUAGUGCUUAGUGAUUAUUCUCUUAUUAGACAGGCGUUCACCAAAUCUAAUGAUGAAUUCAGUGACAGACCGAAGAUCACGAUGAUUGAGAACAUUGCAGAAGGAAAGGGUUUAAUUGUGUCCUACCUGAGCCAGAUGCAGACCGAGCACCGUAGAUUCUCACUCUCAGCUCUUCGAUCUCUCGGUAUGGGGAAGUUCAAAAUGGAAGAGACCAUCGCGGACGAAGCACGGGUUUUAGCGACAAGCUUCUCGAGGAGACGCUCGAAACCUUUCGUACCGUUUCAUGACAUCGUCGUCAGCGUUUCGAAUAUAAUUUGCUGGUUAAACUUUGGGAGGCGAUUUGACUACGACGACGAGGCCUUCAAGGGCAUCCUUGAAUCUGUCUUUGAAAGCUUUGAGAUCGCCGAAAUGGCAGGACUCUUUAACUUCCUACCAUUCUUGAGGUUUUUCCCAGGUAGUGGGGUGAAGCGGAUGUUGGAACUCCGAGCGAUAUUCGAUAAAUAUAUGAAACCGCUGGUGUGGAAAAUAAGCGAAGAGCAAGAGAAAAGUCGAAGGUCUCCUACGUGCUAUGUGGAAAUGUACACCGAACAGAUGAUAGAAGCAGAGCAUGAGACUCCUGGUGACCACACGUUCAGUAAGGAAAACCUGUAUAACGCAGUGGCUGAUCUUUUCGUCGCUGGAACCGAAACGACUGCAACAACCUUAAAGUGGGCCUUAAUGUACAUGAUACUGCAUCAGGAUGUUCAGGAAAAGGUGCAUAAGGAACUAGAUGAUAUUGUAGGACGAAAUCGGUUACCACGUCUAAUCGAUAGACCAAAGUUACCUUACACGGAAGCUACUUUGCUAGAGAUACAAAGAUUCGCUUCAAUCACACCGUUAGGAGUUCCGCAUGCGCCUGCCAAAGAUGUUGUCCUUAAUGGCUAUGACAUCCCAAAAGGAACUGUCAUCCUACCUAACCUAUGGGCCAUUCAUCAUGACCCAGACCUAUGGAAGAAUCCUGAUGGGUUCAAUCCAGACAGGUUUCUUGACCCAGAAACCAAGCAGGUUGUUCAGAGGGAGGAACUCAUUCCAUUUUCUAUUGGUCGUCGUAGAUGCAUGGGUGAACAAUUAGCCAAGGUGGAACUAUUUAUCUUCUUUACUCAUCUCUUGCAUCGCUUUAAAUUCGAAACACCAGAGGGCGCCCCUCCUCUAACAAUGAAAGCGAGGAAUGGAGCUACGCUGAAUCCAGAAGAGUUCGAAAUCUGCGCUUCUCUUAUUGAUGAUAUCAUGUAGUUUUUUUCACAUAAGAUAAAAAAAGGAUAUGAUAAAUGAACAAAUAAUGUACGUAAGUGCAAUCAUGAGGAAUUAAUGGAACUAAUGGUAUCAUAUGCAAGAAGAUAUGAUGGAUUUUCCCAAACCGAGGUCCGCAGAAGCGAACGUGGUAUGUUCUACAUGUAUUUCGAUCCAAGGAAUAUUUUCAGCAUCAAUGAGAUAUAUUUAGUUCUACUAAGACCAUGGACCCUCAUGGUGCAAACGAAGGAUUGGCAUUAAACACAAAAGUGGUAUUGGUGCUAUCGCCGGGGCUAGGAAUAUAUACCAUAAUGAUCGAAUUAGUAUGACAUUAUCGGAAUACAUUUAUUUCUUUCAUAAUUCAUCUCAUGGGCCUCGCAAAUUUUGAAUCCUCUCAUUUCACCCUUGUCUGAUUCACCCUAAUGAAAUAUCAUAGUUGCUUAGCAAUCCUCUUGUAUUAUUAUAACCUCCAUACUAGUCUGAAUAUCAUAUUUUGUGCUGAUUAUAUUUCAUAAAAUUUGAAAGCACAAUGUUAAUGAUGAGCAAUAAACUGAAUAAAUAU
Lytechinus variegatus (green sea urchin) is the source of this 2277-nucleotide messenger RNA. RefSeq names its product cytochrome P450 2U1-like. The coding region runs from base 156 to 1718 and encodes 520 amino acids. Lineage: Eukaryota; Metazoa; Echinodermata; Echinoidea; Temnopleuroida; Toxopneustidae. The transcript has 3 exons. Gene Ontology annotation, molecular function: oxidoreductase activity, acting on paired donors, with incorporation or reduction of molecular oxygen, reduced flavin or flavoprotein as one donor, and incorporation of one atom of oxygen; iron ion binding; heme binding. Gene Ontology annotation, cellular component: intracellular membrane-bounded organelle; cytoplasm. The record is from RefSeq and is a predicted model, not a curated record. Gene Ontology annotation, biological process: xenobiotic metabolic process.